Messenger RNA from Phyllostomus discolor (pale spear-nosed bat), 4812 nucleotides. It is a transcript of the gene DNAAF2, whose product is annotated as dynein axonemal assembly factor 2. Gene Ontology annotation, cellular component: cytoplasm. NCBI's taxonomy places the organism in Eukaryota, Metazoa, Chordata, Mammalia, Chiroptera, Phyllostomidae. The record is from RefSeq and is a predicted model, not a curated record. Gene Ontology annotation, biological process: axonemal dynein complex assembly.
AGUUCUCUGGCAGUUGGGGACCACCACCGCCCUCACUUUCUGCUGGCCAGCGACUCUGCCGCACGUCCCGUCCACCUCGCCUCAGAUAAGAUUUCCCUUGGCCUUAGGGCUAAGGGCCGAGGGGUAGCAUGGCCAAAGCAGCAGCCUCUUCGCCGCUAGAGGACUUAGACCUGAGCGGAGAGGAGGUCCAGCGGCUCACCUCUGCCUUUCAGGACCCGGAGUUCCGGCGAAUGUUCUCCCAGUACGCCGAGGAGCUCACGGACCCCGAGAACCGGCGGCGCUACGAAGAGGAGAUCACCGCGCUGGAGCGCGAGCGCGGAGUGGAGGUGCGGUUCGUGCACCCAGAGCCUGGCUACGUGCUACGCACCAGCCUGGACGGGGCGCGGCGCUGUUUCGUGAACGUGUGCAGCAACACGCUGGUAAGCGCACCAACCAGCCGGCCAGGAUCCGUGAACGCGGCGGCCGGUAGCCAGUGGUCCCUGCCCUAUAGCCUGGCGCCCGGCCGCGAGUACGCAGGGCGCCGCAGCACCCGCUACACGGUCUACGACGUGGUCUUCCACCCGGGCGCGCUCGCGCUGGCCCGGCGCCACGAAGCGUUUCGCCAGAUGCUGGACGCCACGGCCCUGGAAGCCGUCGAGAAGCAGUUCGGGGUGAAGCUGGACCACAGAAAUGCCAAGACGUUGAAGAUCAAAUACAAGGGGACCCCGGAAGCAGCUGUGCUGCGCACACCCCUGCCCGGGGGUGUCCCGGCUCGGCCCGAAGGGGAGCUGGAGAGCCCUCUCCCGGAUUUUCCCUACCCUUACCGGGGCCUGGCAGCCGCCGGGAACUCUAUGGGGCCCGAGCGCCGGGCUCCCUCCUCUCCAGAGGCGGUCCCACAGCCUGCCCCUACCGAACCUCGCUACAGUGUGGUGCAGCGACACCACGUGGACCUCCAGGAUUACCGCUGUUCCAGGGACUCGGCCCCCAGCCCCGUGCCUCAGGAGCUGGUGGUCACCAUCGAGCUGCCGCUGUUGCGCUCCGCCGAGCAGGCGGCGCUGGAGGUGACGGGAAAACUGCUGUGUCUGGACUCCAAGAAACCCGACUACCAGCUGCGGCUCUCGCUCCCGUACCCGGUGGACGACAGCCACGGGAAGGCGCAGUUCAACAAGACCCGGCGACAGCUGGUGGUCACGCUGCCCGUGGCGCAGUCCGCGGCGCGCCGGGAGCCCGCUACAGAGCCGGAAGACAGGGCCGACACACCCGGAACUGCUGGCGCGACCUGCACUUCCGCUAGCGAGAGCCAGACGGGUCUGUCGGGGGUUCGCGCAGGGGACGAGGACGCAGCUCCCGGCAGAGCUGGGGCUGCAGACGACGGGAUUACCACUCUGGACUUCUCCUUGGAGAAGCAGGACUUCGGCGGGCGAGCGGUCUCGGCUACCGACUUCGGGGAAAACCCCAUUCUAGGAACUGGAAGCUCACCUGGGGACGGUGGUAGAAUCUCUCCUUGUAUUUCAGCCGGGCACCUAGACAGAGGUGCUUCUGCAGGAGGAGGAAGUGUGUGUGGAGAUCUCAGCGUUGACACCCGCGUGGCCCGGGAAGACAGGGGCAGGGAGUCUUCUGAUCCAGCCAUGGAUGGUCCCGGGACAGACAGCUGGGGACCUCUGUGUCCUCCUUUGCAGUGCACACAGGAUGAAGAAUCCCUGACUCUGUUAAUUCAGGUGCCUCGGAUCCAGCCGCAAAGUCUUCAAGGGGAUGUGAGCCCUCUCCGGUACAAAUUGUGCUUCUCCACCGAAGACUUAGUUUAUUCCUUCCUCUUGCAGUUUGCUCCAGAAAAUAAAUUGAGUAACAAAGAAGCAGUGGUUAAUUCUUCAAACAAUGCAGUGAUAGAACUGGCCAAAUCUACAGGGUGCUAUGGAUAUUGGAGAGAGUGGUAUUAUGGUUUAAACAACGAUUCUUUAGAGUUGCAAAAAUGUACUAAGUCUGAGCAGCUUCAAGAAAAGGAAGAAAGAGCCAAUGAAGGAAGUCAUCUAACUGAAAAAGAAAAAAUAGAACAUCCUACCACCUCAACAACAGAUUCUGAUUCAUCUAUAGCUGUUAAAGUACUAGAAAUAGACAGCUGUGGUUCCGCUGAAUACUUGCAACAAGAGUCUCUUGAUAUUUCCCAAGUGCUAUUUGGAAAGUCGCAGCAAUCUGACUCCAAAAUGGAACCUGAAUUUAUAAAAGAAAAAGGUGCUGUUUACUCAAAUGAAAGGAAAGAUAAUUUAAAAGAACCAGUAAUGACUGAAGAGAAAGAAUUAACAGUUCACAAUAUACCUGGUUUUGACAACAUAAAAGAAACCAAUAUGCAGGAUGGUAGUGUGCAGAUUAUUAAAGAUCAUGUGACUCACUGUGCCUUCAGUUUUCAGAAUUCUUUGACUAUAUGACUUGGAUUAAUAUAAUUUUAGAAUUUAAAGGUUAAGAGUUAAAAAUCUUGGAUGUAAUAGAAAUUCCUAUUUCUGUAACCAUUAUCUUAAAACCAAAGGUACUGAAGGAAGUAUAUUUUCGGUUUUAAAAUAUAUUCUCUGUUCACGUCUCUUAAAACUGAAGAUAUUCAAAAAAUUAAAAUUUGCAAUUUUGAUUCUAAUGGGAAAACUGGAGAUAUUUUGCAUGUAUAGAGUUUAUAUAUAAUUUCCUUAAGUUUUGUGAUUCCUCUGAUAGAUGUAUAUUCUUUCUAAAUGAGAAAUAUUUAGUUUUGUUACAACCUGUAUAUAUUUACUUCUGUGUUGGUUUUGGCUUCUUUUGUUUACCAUUAGUUUCAAAAUAUUCACUAAGUUGUGGCUGUCACAAAAAGUAAUUCUCAAGAAUGUAACUAGAAAUCUAAGUGUUGAGGGGGCAGAAUCUCAAAAUUGUUUCAAAGUUUCACUAAAUAGGAUGUGUUUUUAUGCUUGAAAUAUUGUUAGAGAUGAAAGAACUUUACUAACCAGUAAUAAUAAUUUGAACAAUUAUAAUACAAAUAUACUGAAAUUCAGUAUUUUUGCUUCCACACUGUAUUUUACUUUUCUCAUCUGUCACACACACGCACACAUAUGUGUGCGUGUGUGUGUGUAUAUAUAUAAUUAUAUGCAUGCACACAUAUAAGACAAGUUAUUUAGUAAUUACUUUGAAAAUUUAAAAAUUUUAAAGCAUUUUUUAGAAGUUAUUGUUACAUAUUAAAACAUCCCUUGGUUUUAUAGAAUACAUAGCUGAAUUUUAGAACAGGAAAACUAAAAAAUCUGGGAAUUUGCUCCCAUGGGAAAAUUAUCAUUAUUAUAUUAUUACAUGAAGACAACGAAGUGUUUUCUAAUUAAUUUCCUUUAUAACACCUAAAAGAAGGCAGCGGCAGAUAAUGUAUCGUGGCUGUUAGUUUGUGGAAUAGUGUUUUUUAUUGAGGCCAGAAGAAUAUCCUACUCAAUUUUUUCCUCACAGAAAUUUUUAGGACAGCAUGAAAAAACUGUAGAAAGAAAAAUAUGUUAACCCAGUCUCUAACCCCAAAGACCAUAAGCUGAGGUAUGUAUUCCAAAAAUAGCUACCAAUUCAAACAUCUGGCCUUACCUUAGUCCUGGAAAUUACCUAAUAUUUUUAAUCCUUUAAACUGAGGAGGUCAUAUCAGAGCACCAAAAGCUGGUACAAAGCCUGGCUACUCAUCCUGAUUUACAUUUAUAAUCCUGAUAAAAUCUGGAACUAGACUGGAUUAAGGGCAGUAUAACUAUAGCUAGUUCAUAAAACAGAGAUUUGCCCCAUCUUAGAUGACCAAAUGCAUUUUCAACCAUAAUGAUGGUUAAUUUGCUGCAAUAAUUUUGAAACUACUUAAUACACAAUUUUCUUAGAUUGAAAUGACUGAUUGUAAUAUCUACACCAAAAUUAGUCUGAGUAAUUUUUGGUUGAAUGGAAUUGUAUACUGUUAAGAGAAAUGUCUACGUUAAAUGUGGAAUAAAUUUUAAGCCUGUUUCCUCCAUGUCCUUUUAAGUAUUUUUAAAAUAAAGCUGGCACUAUAACAUUGCACUUUGGCAUGACUGAACUUUGUAUUAUUCCUGGCUAUAUUUCACUUACAGAGCAGCUUUUUAUUGUUCAUUAUCUAUGCCUGGCUAAUUUGAAAGCCAGUUUCUUCCAAAGGGAAUGCACUGUCAAGAGCUGAGUUUUCUUUAUUUCAGAGUCAGUUAUAUAAUGUUGAAUAGUAAAUAUGAAGAUGUAAUACAAACUUUAAAACUUCUAAAAUGCCUUCAUUGAAUUUUGGUGUAAAGAGUACAUAAAAUUUAUUCUGCAAAAUGAUUAGGAACCUCUUUAUGCAAAAAUGAUUAUUUUAUUUUGGCAGCACUAAAAGAAAAAAAAACCCACUGUAUUUCUACAUUGAGGUGACAACAGUGUUAAAAUUUUCUUAUCAAAUACAUUCCAAAAGAAAGUGUGUUCUACGAAGGUUCCAAAGCACAGGCAAAUCUUAACACAAUAAUACAGGAAUCUGUAAUACUUAUAUUGACUCUGUUUUGACAGGGUGUUUAACAAACAUAACUUUUGAAUUAUAAAACCAGUGAAGCAAUCCUUUUCUAGUAACUGUGUGGAGUGAAACUGGGAUUGUUCCAUUAAUACUUAACAAUUUCAUGGUAAUACUUUUUACUACUAUGACAACUUUAAAUAAAUUUGAAAAUGGAAAUGUAUACAAAGUUCCAGGUAAAAAGAUUAAUAGAUGCAAUUUAAAUAAAAUUCCUCCUCUUCUCUCAGAGUAAUGAUUAGCUUUAGCAGAUACACAGACUAAGCUUUAAAAUCCAACUCCCAAAAUUAAAACUUAUGUUUUAAAUCUUUGAUUAAUCAGACAUGAAA